This is a messenger RNA of Capsella rubella, 710 nucleotides long. RefSeq lists its product as uncharacterized. Lineage: Eukaryota; Viridiplantae; Streptophyta; Magnoliopsida; Brassicales; Brassicaceae. Bases 1 to 594 code for a protein of 197 amino acids. The transcript has 7 exons. The record is from RefSeq and is a predicted model, not a curated record.
AUGAGUCACCAUAGUGCCUACUCCGGCGACUUGACGACCCCGUCCGAGAGCUCAGUCAUGAGACACAACACGGGUAUCGUCGUGAGUUGGAGCCCGGAAGAAGAUGAGCUUCUGUUUACACAACUUUCUUGCUAUACGUCGGAACCGGGUCUUUCGAGUUACCUGGAAGUCGCGUCAUAUUUUCGAGACAAGGGCGUCAGGGACGUUGCUAUACGUUGGAGAUGGCUAUGUGAAAAAAAAGAAAAUACCAAGAGAAGAAAAGAAGAUCACAAUGGAUCGGAAAGAGCUGCCAGAGUUGACAAUAAGGAGAUUAUUGAUAUGGUGGUGGCUUCACAAACAUCUCAAAAUGGGAUCAACGACGAGCUUCUUAAAGAGAAUAUGAAAUGUCUCGAUAAGAUUUCUGAAAAUUUGACAUCAUUAAGAACACUCAUGGACAACGCAGACCUCUUCUUAAAAAUUGGGAGUAACAUCAAUAUCGUUCUCGAAAAUUUUAAUGAGAAUAUAUCGGAGAAGAUGAAGCGUAUGCCAGCAUUGCCGGAGAAGGUGAACGAGAAGCUGUUAGCUGCACUCUUUCCUUCAGCAUAUCUACAAUGAAUCUGGCUCUUGUUUUUUUAUUUGUUUUUGGUUUUCUCUUCUUCUUUGGUUUCAAUUGAUGCUUUCAUUUAUUUAGGUUCUUUCCAACUUCUCCUAGCUUAAACCACAAGUUUUAA